AUGCAUACCGGUAAAAAGCCGAACCAUUGUACGAUAUGCGGAAAAGAUUUCAAUAAAUUAUCGGAUUUAAACAGACACAGCAGAACUCAUACCGGUGAAAAGCAGUACAGUUGUACGGUAUGCAAUCAAAGUUUCUCUCAAUCAUCGCGUUUGAUUAUUCAUAGGAGGAUGCAUACCGGUGAAAAGCCGUACAGUUGUAUGAUAUGCGGGAAAAGUUUCUCUAGCUCAUGGAAUUUGAUAUUGCAUGAGAGGACUCAUACCGGUGAGAAGCCACACAGUUGUACGGUAUGCAAUAAAAGUUUCUCUCAAUCAUCGAUUUUGGGCAGACAUAACAGAACUCACAGCGGUGAAAAGCCGCACAGUUGUAUGAUAUGCAAUCAAAGUUUCUCUCAAUCAGCGCAUUUGAUAAGACAUGAGAGGAUUCAUACUGGUGAAAAGCCUUACAGUUGCCUGAUAUGCAAUAAAAGUUUUUCUCAGCCAUCGCACUUGAAGAAACAUAUGAAGACUUGUACUGUUAAAAAGUUGUACAUUUGUCCGACAUGCGAGAAACGUUUCUAUCGAAGUGAUAAGUUUAAAGAGCACAUGGAAACUCAUAGUAAUAAGUAG
Cercopithifilaria johnstoni is the source of this 606-nucleotide messenger RNA. The record is from the annotation of a GenBank genome assembly. NCBI's taxonomy places the organism in Eukaryota, Metazoa, Nematoda, Chromadorea, Rhabditida, Onchocercidae.